Molecule: messenger RNA, 349 nt
Organism: Staurois parvus
Lineage: Eukaryota; Metazoa; Chordata; Amphibia; Anura; Ranidae
Source: the annotation of a GenBank genome assembly
UGUCAGCUCCUGCACACUGCUGUGUAUGGCUCUGCAUAGCAGAGCCAUACACAGCAGUGUGCUUACAGUGAAGCAAACACACAGGACAUAAUGUAAAACAGCACACGAUGUUAACCCCUUCCUGCCCAGGGCCAUUAGUACAGUGUCAAUGCUUUUUAUUAGCACUGAUCACUGUAUUGGUGUCACUGGGGAUGUCAGUGACACCAAGUCAGUUGCCCUCAGUGUCAAAAUGCCAGCCACAGUCCGGAAGUACCGCUAUAAGUCACUGAUCACAUUAGUGGUAAAAAAAAAAAAAAAUUCCAGUAUAUAUACUGCCAAAUGCUAUAACUUUCACGUAAACCAAAAAAGU